Molecule: messenger RNA, 3273 nt
Organism: Drosophila serrata
Lineage: Eukaryota; Metazoa; Arthropoda; Insecta; Diptera; Drosophilidae
Gene: kek3
Product: leucine-rich repeat, immunoglobulin-like domain-containing kekkon 3 protein
Molecular function (GO): protein binding
Source: RefSeq, a predicted model, not a curated record
AUGGCAGCGGGAGGGGCGACGCUGGAGAGCCCGGCUGCGCCAGGACAUUGCCAGGACAUAGCCAGCGACAAUAGCGCCCAGCGCCUUACGCUUGCCACAAAGGUGCGGCGAAAAGGCCCGCGUCCACAGCGUCCCCAGCGGCGCCUGCACCCGCCCCUGAUCCCGCGUCUGCGCCAGAUCCUGCCGCUGCCGCACCUGCUCUGGCUGCUGUGCUGCUGCUCCUGGCUGGGCCAGAUGGGCCAGCUGCGAGCCGAGUGCCCGGCGGUGUGCGAGUGCAAGUGGAAGAGCGGCAAGGAGUCCGUCUUGUGCCUUAACGCCAACCUUACACAUAUCCCCCUGCCGCUGGACGCGGGCACCCAGCUGCUGGACCUCAGCGGCAACGAGAUCCAGUCGAUACCCGACGACAGCUUUGCGGCCGCCCAGCUGCUUAACCUGCAGAAGGUGUACCUGGCCAGGUGUCACCUGCGUCUCAUAGAGCGGCAUGCGUUCCGCAAGCUGAUCAACCUGGUGGAGCUCGAUCUCAGCCAGAACCAGCUGACGGCCAUACCCUCGCUGGCCCUCUAUCACGUCUCGGAGCUGAGGGAGCUGCGACUGAGCGGGAAUCCCAUUCUCCGUGUGCCGGACGAUGCCUUCGGCCAUGUGCCGCAACUGGUGAAGCUGGAGCUGAGCGACUGCCGGCUGUCGCACAUAGCAGUGCGCGCCUUUGCCGGGCUGGAGAGCAGCCUGGAGUGGCUGAAGCUGGACGGGAAUCGGCUGAGCGAGGUCAGGAGUGGCACCAUCACCUCGCUGGCCUCCCUGCACGGUCUGGAGCUGGCCCGCAAUGCGUGGAACUGCAGCUGUUCCCUGCGCCCACUGCGAGCCUGGAUGCUGCAGCAGAAUAUUCCCAGUGGCAUACCGCCCACCUGUGAGUCACCGCCACGACUCUCGGGCCGGGCUUGGGACAAGCUCGAUGUGGAUGACUUUGCCUGCGUGCCGCAGAUCGUGGCCACGGACACCACAGCCCACGGAGUGGAGGGCAGGAACAUCACCAUGAGCUGCUAUGUGGAGGGUCCCCAGCCGGCGGUUAAGUGGCUGCUAAAGAAUCGCCUCAUAGCUAACUUGAGUGCUGGAGGAGAUGGUGACUCCGAUUCAGAGCCCCGGACAGCGGCAGCCACGCAGGGCAGGAAGACCUACGUUGUCAAUAUGCUAAGGAAUGCCUCGAACCUGACCAUUCUCACGGCGGAUAUGCAGGAUGCUGGUAUCUACACAUGUGCCGCGGAGAACAAGGCCGGCAAAGUGGAGGCCAGUGUCACAUUGGCUGUGUCCCGAAGGCCACCGGAAGCGCCCUGGGGUGUAAGGAUUGUGCUCCUCGGAGCCAUUGCGGCCCUACUCCUGGUCGGCGGAUCCUCCUUUGCGGCCAUCUGCCUGUGUUCCCUGCAACGACGCCGGAAACUGCGACUCUGGAACUCGGUGCCACCGGUGCGACGGAGUGAGAGCUACGAGAAGAUCGAGAUGACCGCCAGGACGAGGCCAGACCUGGGCGGCGGGGCCAGCUGUGGAGGUGGCAGCGCCACGGGCGCUGGUCUCUUCCAGGAUGCCGAGGAGCAGGGCUACCUACGGGCGGCCCACACUCCGCUGAACGACAACGAUGCGGGUCAGGUGGCGGCCAUUGUGAAUCCGAGUGCGGGAAGUGCUCAGCGAAGGAACGGGGACUAUCUGCACGUGUCUACGCACUGCGACGACGAGGAGGAGGAGCAACAGCAUCAUCACUCAGUGCAGCAGCAGCAGCAGCUGCAGCUGCAGCAGGGCCAGCAUCCGCACCACCCACAUCCCAGCCAGCCGCAGCCGAGGAAAAGCUCCCAGGGACAUGUUGCCUCCGCAUCCGGAGCGAAUAACUCAGUGCCGCUGGAGGAAACGGAUCUGCACAUACCGCGCCUCAUCGACAUCGGCGGCACCGAUUCUGCGUCCAGUUCUAUAUCCAGCCAGGUGGAUGCCGCUGCUCGCCUAGCGGGCUAUGCGGGACACAGCUGGAAGACCACACCCAUUGCCACCACGAAGAUCAAUUCACCGCAUAGCAAGCCAGUCAAUUCGGCAACUUCGUCAUCUCUAAAUCCUGGCGGCUCCGCGUCGCCCUACUCGCACUAUGGCAACCAUCCAGCGGAUGAGAUGGCCACCUCGGUGUUCUGCAGCGAGGGCCAGGAGAGUGAUCUCUUCGACAGCAACUAUCCGGAUCUGCUGGACAUUGCCAAGUAUGCGGUGGCACAGGCUCAGCAACAGGGACAAGGCGCCGCUCCUACCCUGAACGGGGGAUUGUGCACUCUGCCACGAAAGCUGAAGACCAGCGGGAAGUACUUCCGCAACUCCUCGGACAGUCAGUCACCACUGCUGGCGGACAACUCGAGCAAGUAUGGGAGCAGCACGCUGGGCGAUGGCAGCUUCCUCAACGAGGCCAUGGGCCUGGGCAGGCGCUACUCGGCGGAGUCCAGCUAUGCGAACUACUCCAGCACGGCGACAUACACGGGCGGCGGUCAGAGGUCCAACAGUUUCCUCAAUCUGGUGCAGAGUGGCGCCCACAAAGGCAACCUGCUGCCGGGUCACAAGCUCGGACAAAAGCCCAGCUUGCCUUCGAGUCCCGUGCAGCAUCAGAGAUCCCUGUCCAGUGCGGCCACGCCCCUCUUGGAUUUCUCUGCCUUGGCAUCUCGAGCUGCCGGGGCAGCCAACUCCUCGGUGGCCGCCUAUGACUAUCAUGCCGCGCAGUUGGAACGCUUCCUCGAGGAGUACCGCAACCUGCAGGAUCAGCUGUGCAAGAUGAAGGAGACCUGUGACACCAUACGCAAAAAGGAGACACCUCUGCGUGUGGCCAUUGGCCAGUCAGCGGCCCAACUGGCCGAUCCCGUGAUGUACAGUGCAGCCUCGCACAGCCCAAAGCCUCCGCCGGCGACGAGUAAUCUCAAGGCAAAGACCCUGUUGCCAGGACAACCGCCAGAUCCGCCGCCCUAUUGGCUGCAUCGGAAUGCCAUGUUGAAGCGACUGAAUGGGGAUGGCGGAGGAGCAAAUGGAGCAGGUGGAUCACCCGCCUCUCCGCAGCCCGGUCAGGACAUCUUCAAGAGCUAAUCGAAAUCGUGUACAGCCGCAGGAUCAAAGGAUGCAGUGAAGGGAGAAGGAGGAAAUUCUCCUGACUUCGGCCAGCCGAAGAGGACAUGAGCUUGUCGGCAAAGGAAUUUAUUUAUACCCAAAAGGGAAGACUCCUGAGGAUUUAAAGUUGUUUCUACACAAAAAAUAUAUAGAUCAAGU